CUCUGACCACACAGCACGACGUGACGUGCUGCGGACUGUCAACAGGUUUUAAAACAACAACAACAACAACAACAACAACAACAGCUGACACGUCCUCCAGAACAGAACCGAGCCCCUGGGGAGAGUGGAGGACGACGAGCGACAGGUCGGUCGGUCGGUCGGUCGGUUGUUCACAGACUCGUGCGAACGAACUGCGACUUCACAGCCCGGAAGUGAGUGAAGUGAGUCGAGUGUGAGGUGGAGCCAGAGACGCGGAGAGGGAGUGAAAGUGAAACUCGUGGGGGCAGCGGAGUUGGACGAGUGAAGCUGAAGUUCAACACUGAGGAGACGAGGCAGAACGUUUAGAGAGUAGCUGAACAAGUGGAGCGACCUGCUCCGUCUCCAGGCCGCGGCACCAUGACGUCAACAAGCCACAUAUACUUCAUCAUAACUGAAAAACCAGAAUUUUCUGGACACAUCAGUGCAGGCUGCAUAUGUUACAUCUCCGAGUACAAGCACAGGAGACACGGCUCUUCCUCUCAGUCGUUGAGCGUCAUCCCCUUCAGUUCACAGUCAGGCUUAGAUUACCCGAUAGACUUGCGUUGCAUGACGGAGCUGAGUGCGGCGUGGGCCGAGCUGCUGCUGGCGCUGCCCGAGGACGCGGAGCGGCUGCGAUGGUUCCGAGAGGGCGCUGUUCUGCAGGCGGCACUCGAACUCAAGGUGGGCACUGUGGUCGUGGUGCAGGAGGGAGAAGAGGAGCGGAGGGGCGUCAUCCGCUACAUUGGAAGACUCGAAAAGCCAAAGUAUCCACAUCCUCCACUAUCGGCAGUGUUCUUUGGGAUUCAGCUGCAGGGGGCAGACCGGGGGAAGGGGCCGACCAACCUGCAUGACAUCUCCCACUCCUGUGCAAAAGACUGCAGCAUUUUUGCCCCGUUCUCCAGAGUCCGGCCUUUGGUUCCCAGCUCCUUGUCGCCGCCCGCCGUCCCAGAUCCGCCCCAGUCGCUGCAGACGGAGGAGCUGGCCGUCGGCGACAGGGUCACUUACUUCCUCGGUGAUAUACUUGGCCACGGGAUGGUUCUGGAAAAGGACGGAACAUCUUACGUUCGGAUCUCCACAGACACGGAUGAGAACGGGAAGACGGGAGGCGAAGUGAAAGUUCCACUGGAGUGCGUCGUGAAGGGAGAGGUGCCCACAGAGCCGGAGAGGAUGGACGCUGAUACGCCGCAGGCUGAAUUGAACACAGAAGAUCUGUACUUGGAUCUGAGUUUGAACUCGAUGGUAGAGUUCACGCUGGCUACUGGCAACUCGUACGGAAUCAUCCGCUGGAUCGGCACGCUCCCUGACAGAGAGCAAAUCAUGGCCGGACUGGAGCUGGAGGAGGAGCGCGGCGUGAGCGACGGCACCUUCAAGAGCGAGCGGUUCUUCAGCUGUCCCCCAAAGAGAGCUCUGUUCCUGAGGCUGAGCUCCUGUCGGCCCGACUCGCGCUUCCAGAGCGAGUCGGCCAAUCACGGUGGGAAGAUGCCAGAGCAGCAGGAAGACGCUGGAGUGACGGAUCACGGCACGCUGGAGACUGUUCCUCCAAUCGGCACGGAGCAGGUGAGCCAGAUUCUGACUGGACGGAUGAAGGGGAUCCAGGGCCACUGCAACUCCUGCUACAUGGACGCUGCCCUCUUCAGUUUGUUUUCCUGCUCCUCCGUGCUCGACUCCAUGUUGUUCAAAUCGACGGCGCCUCAGGACGCCCCGAUCCAGAAGACGCUGCUCCGCGACAUCGUCAACCCUCUCCGCAGUAAGGGCUUCGUGGAGGGGCGGCACAUCAUGAAGCUCCGGCAGCAGCUGCAGAAACACGGCUACAGUCACUCGUUCACCACGGACGAGAAGGACCCGGAGGAGUUCCUCAUCGUCAUCAUGCACCAUAUUCUGGCCCUGGAGCCUUUACUCAAACUCUCGGCCGGCGGUGAAGUGCAGGAGAGUUACUGUUAUCAGAUCUUCCUGGACCAGAACCACAGCCUGGUGCUGCCCACAGUCCAGCAGCUGCUGGAACAUUCCUUCCACACGGCGGGACUCAAACUGGCGGAGGUUCCCUCGUGCCUCAUCCUACAGAUGCCGCGCUUCGGAAAGAAAUUCAAGAUGUUCGACAAAAUCAUUCCCUCUCUGGAGCUGGACAUCACUGAGCUCCUCUCUGAAGGUCCUCUGCAGUGCAUUCUGUGUGGAGACAUGGCCGAGCAGCAGUGCACCGACUGUUUCAAAGAUCCCGUUUUCAGCCUGACGGGAUUCAAAGUCUUCUGUGGGACGUGCUCCUCUCAGGUGCACUCUCACCCGCAGCGGGGCUCCCAUCGGCCGGCCGCCCUGGACAUCCCCACGGUCUUCCUGGGUUGCGGCGCUCCCCACACUCUGACCAGAGACAAGCUGGAGCUGUUCGCCGUGCUCUGCAUCGAGACGAGCCACUACGUGUCCUUCAUCAAGCACGGGCCGAGCGCCGAGGACUGGAUCUUCUUCGACAGCAUGGCGGACCGACAAGGAGAAAGCGACGGCUACAACAUCCCCGAGGUGCGCAGCUGCCCCGAGCUGGGCGCCUACCUGGAAAUGUCCCCGGCCGAGCUCGCCGCUCAGGUGCCCCGGGACAUGAAGGGCGUGGCCAAGCGUCUGUACUGCGACGCCUACAUGUACCUGUACCAGAGCAGCAGCAUGUGCCUCUAUCGCUGAGGGCGGCGGGAAAAAACCUCCGGUUCUCUCGUCACACGACUUUGCUCUUUGUGUAAUUUUCUUCUCUCUUUUUUUUACGUGAUUAUUAUUGAAUGAAUGUGUGAAAUAUCACAUGUCGACAUUUUCAUGCUUCUGGAUUAUAAGAUUUAUAAUUAAUCUUAAUUUAUUAAUUUUAUUUUUGUUUUUUUUCCCUCUGUAGAUAAAAAACCAACCAAGUGACCCCCCCCAAAAAAAAUUUGCGCUAGAAUCUUAAGUCAAGAAUACUGACAAUCACAGUGUUUGUGGGCGAAGAUCAACGACGCCUUACACUGAAACAUCAGGAUUUAUAAUUCUAUUUACAAAUGUUUUAUAGAAAGUGUGAAUGAAAAAAAAUGAAUGCUUAUGAUUUCAGUUUUGGCAUCUGAUAUUGUAAAUACACGGGCUUGUUCAACAUUGGACCUUAAUGAGAGUUUACGAUCGUGGCAAGUUAAUACUGCACGACAGUAAAAUGAAAUUGUUUUCUAUUUUCUUGAAUGUCGAAUAUUCCGACAUUUGAGUUUCGGCCUCAGGAAGUGAGAUGAAGAUGCAGUUCUGCGUCCGUCGGCCUCCCGACUGACGGAAUAACUGCCCUCAGACGAACGUGUGGCCGUUGAUACCGUUUAUUGUGACUGGGUGUGAUAUACUGUACUAUGAGUAUAAUGAAUAAACGGAAAUGAUAAAACAUUA
Molecule: messenger RNA, 3387 nt
Organism: Scophthalmus maximus (turbot)
Lineage: Eukaryota; Metazoa; Chordata; Actinopteri; Pleuronectiformes; Scophthalmidae
Gene: cyldl
Product: cylindromatosis (turban tumor syndrome), like
Exons: 15
Coding region: 397-2682 (761 amino acids)
Biological process (GO): protein K63-linked deubiquitination
Cellular component (GO): cytosol
Molecular function (GO): K63-linked deubiquitinase activity; cysteine-type deubiquitinase activity
Source: RefSeq, a predicted model, not a curated record